GGCCUCCGGCGACUGGGUUUUCAUCGGGAAUAUGUGUAAUGUUUUGGGCAUGUUUCUGUACUUGGAUCUCCUAGGUGGGUCGGAUUUCAGUGGGAGUUUUGUCCUUUCAUGGCGUUCAUCCUGUUUUACUUUCAUCUGUUCUUUUUUCUUCUUCUUUUUUUCCUUGUGCUCUAUGUGUGUGACCGAGGUGAGAGAGAGAUCACAGGUACUUAUUUUGCUCGAUACCUGGGUUGAGGAGGAUGGGACGGGGGGUGUUGUGUCUUGAUUUUGUAUCCGGUGUUUGGGUUCGUGUCUGUCUUCGUCUUUGUUUGGGUGCGGUCAUCUCCCUUACUAUAUCCUCGGGAUUUUUGUUGAUGCAACUUUCUGUCUCUUUUUCACCUCACCUUUUUAGUGUUCAUUUCUCUACCUCUUUUUCUCUCUUCUGUGGGGAGUUUGGGAUCAUGGCGGGAAGGGGGGAUCACAGAGGGAGGGGAUGGGGGGAUGUGGGGAUGGGGAUGUUUAGACAUUUUCCAGCUUUUACAGUCUCAUGUUGGGUACAGGUGGCGGGGUUGGUGGUGGACAGGACAGAUCUGGUGGGAUUGGCGGGAGAAUGGGCGGGGAGGCGGGGAAGUGGAGGGGAGGGGACGGGAAGGGGAAGGGGAGUGGGUGGUGGAGGGAGGACGACAGAGCCUGGCGAAGAAGGCUGGAGACGAGAGGAUGGGCGGAUGGGCGGAUAAAACUAGAAACUGAGAUGGUGAUGGGAGAUGAAAUGGAAAUAGAGCUCGAAACUCGAUUUCGAGCUGCUUUCUUGAAGUCCAAGUCCACGUUCCUACGUUCGAAAUCUUCAAAUCUCAGGUUCUUGAAUUCCAC
This is a messenger RNA of Tricharina praecox, 849 nucleotides long. RefSeq lists its product as uncharacterized. The coding region runs from base 240 to 716 and encodes 158 amino acids. NCBI's taxonomy places the organism in Eukaryota, Fungi, Ascomycota, Pezizomycetes, Pezizales, Pyronemataceae. The transcript has 2 exons. The record is from RefSeq and is a predicted model, not a curated record.